Botrytis cinerea B05.10 is the source of this 996-nucleotide messenger RNA. RefSeq lists its product as hypothetical. The transcript is spliced from 2 exons. NCBI's taxonomy places the organism in Eukaryota, Fungi, Ascomycota, Leotiomycetes, Helotiales, Sclerotiniaceae. The record is from RefSeq and is a predicted model, not a curated record. Gene Ontology annotation, cellular component: nucleolus; 90S preribosome; preribosome, small subunit precursor. The coding region runs from base 130 to 693 and encodes 187 amino acids. Gene Ontology annotation, biological process: maturation of SSU-rRNA from tricistronic rRNA transcript (SSU-rRNA, 5.8S rRNA, LSU-rRNA).
GAUCUUUGAGCUUUCCAAUGCACCAGUGAACAUUUUUACCUCCAAAGCUCUCACUCACGUCUUUCACCGAUUUUCAAGCAAAUUUUCUCGUAGCACUUGAAUACUUCAAAAUAUAAUCAAUUCGCGAUCAUGGCGCCCACCGCACCCAAAAAGCGAAAUUCUAUGCGCGCAAAAGCUUCUCAAGCAGGCUCAGGUAUCCAUGUUCCACCUGUGCAUCGCGAAGGUGCUGUUAUAUCCGAUUCAUUCAUCGAGUCCAAAAAAGACAAACGAACGAUCAAGCAUUCCGCCUUUGUCAACCGUAUCGAAAAAGGCAGUUCAAAGCCCCUCAAGCGUAGACGUCCAAAUAAGAAAUUGGUUACCACAUUAGAAAGUCUCGCAGAUGCACUGCCGGAUUUCGAGGGAGAAGGCUUGGAGAAGAUUAGCAGAGGAGAGAGUGGAAAGAUCAAACAAAAGAGUAUGAAGAGUCGACCUGGAGCAACGAAGAAGAGGGAGAAGUUGGAGGCUAUGGAGAGGGAGAGAUUUGGAAAGAAUAUGGCACAAUUGGCUGGAGUUACGGAGGAGAAACCGAAAGAAGUUACUGCUGUGGAGGGUCAAGAAGUGCCAGCUGCUUCAGGGACUGCGAGUAGAUGGGCCGCAUUGAGAGGAUUCAUUUCACAAACCAUGGAGCAGAAGGAGGAGUUCAAAAAGCCUUGAUUCUUUUACUUUUUCCAACGGACAUGGACAUAUUUUCUGUUUUGAGAUACCCAGUUACCACAAGUAUGGUACGUGUUAUUAUUUUACUUUCUAUCAAUCUACAAUCUAUGGACCUAAAAGCCUGUUUUCUCUCAUGAAAGAAUACCCACAGAUACAUUUCAUGCAACUGGGCGGAGUAAUACGUAUCAUUCGAGUGGAUGAGAUGGUUGGGUAUAUCACGAAUCGCGUAGAAGCACAUUGCAGCCGGUCGAUGAGACUGCCGAUGUUACCCAAACAUUGGCAAACAUACAAUCUUCUCCACCA